Molecule: messenger RNA, 510 nt
Organism: Staurois parvus
Lineage: Eukaryota; Metazoa; Chordata; Amphibia; Anura; Ranidae
Source: the annotation of a GenBank genome assembly
UCGGACACAGCGAAUCAUCAAUCCACGGAAAGAGCCGAAGAUGUCGGCUCGGCCAUCAGCGCCACCUGUCAGUGUCCAUCAGUGCCAGCUGUCAGUGCUCAUCCAUGCCACCUGCCAGUGCCCAUGAGUGUCACAUCAAUGCCACAUAUCAGUGCCCAUCUGAGCUGCCUUUCAGUAUCACCCAUCAGUGCCAGUCAGUGCCACCUAUCAGUGCUGCCAAUAAGUGCCACCUAUCAGUGCCAGUCAGUGCCGCCUAUCAGUGUGCAUCAGUGCCGCCUAUCAGUGCCCAUCAUGCCACCUAAUAGUGCCACUCAGUGCCGCCUAUCAGUGCUGUCUAUCAGUGCCAUAUAUGAGUGCUGCCUUUCAGUGCCCAUCAGUGAUGCCUGUCAAUGCCCAUAAGUGCCACCUACCAGUGCCUCCUCAUCAGUGCCCAUCAGUGCCAUCUAUCAGUGCCCAUCAGUGCAGCCUAUCAGUGCUCAUCACUACAGCCUCAUUAGCGCACAUCAGUGA